Messenger RNA from Colletotrichum phormii, 948 nucleotides. RefSeq lists its product as uncharacterized. The record is from RefSeq and is a predicted model, not a curated record. The coding region runs from base 81 to 713 and encodes 210 amino acids. Lineage: Eukaryota; Fungi; Ascomycota; Sordariomycetes; Glomerellales; Glomerellaceae. The transcript is spliced from 2 exons.
UUCUGCAGGCUGUCUGAUGAUACAAAUCGUGCACAUUUGAUCUCUCAGUGAGCAACGCCAUUGAAGCUCACUAACGCACAAUGGCGCCAGAGCUACCUAGCCCCAACCGUCGCCACCUUCGUAAUACGUUGAGCGAAGAUCUGGCCAAUCUGCAUCUCGGUAAUAUUCCAAAAGUCGUUGUUGGCGACGAAUCCAAUCCUGCACUCGACGCUAUUCAUGGUAAUCGGGGGCUCGAUAGCGUUCCCAAAGAACGUCCAACUGCACCGAGCGAACAAACGAGUGUAGGAAACGGGAACCCACCAAUCGGCUCGACAGACCAAGCCCAGAUUAUCAGCAGCCCAUACACUGGGGUACCCCUGGAUGAGCUUCUCCGAAGUCAUUUUCAGCCACAUCCUCACCCUGAAGUGACAGAAGGUUAUCUCCCGGCUGGAUACUUGAACGAAUUGGUCCGUUUCGAUGUCGUAAAGCAAGAACUUGAAGAAGCUUUCGGCGACGACAGUGAUAUAGACUGGAUCGCACACAAGGUAUGCGACAGCUCCUCACAGAGCAGGUCCUAUGGACAGGUGUUUGCGAUCCUUUGUCUGAUCGAGAGAGUAAGCUCUGUCGAGAAGUUUUUAGACCCUACCACGGGAGUCUGUGAUUCAGACUUGCCUCUUCAAAAAGCCGAGUUGGGACAAAAAGCAAGGUUGACCUACGGAAACGGGCAGAUCUAGACAAGCCCAUGGGGUGUUUCCGAGGGUGGAAGCAUAACUCACUGAAGUCGUUCGAUGACUUGCAAUGGACACUAAGGGUUCCCUUUCUCAAAGGCAUUCGCGGUAGCGAGGCUCAGUAUCGCAAGUUCGAUGAUCGAGUCAUCCUUCCUCUGACGUACGAAUCCGACCCCAAUGGGGAUGGAGCAAGUGGAGGGUUCAGUGAAGUCUUCAAGGUUAUGUUACAUCUCCGACAUCA